AUGAGUAACUUCAGCACCAGCUUCGUGAAAGGCUACUCAGUAUUUUUGCCGAUCUUUGAGAAUUUUCCCCCAAGUUUGAAUAUUGAUUUAGAUAAGAUUUCGAUAGAUUUAGAUAAGAAGAGCUCUUCUGUUGAGGUGGAUGCCUGCAGCAAAAGCACUACAUCAUCUGAGGGUGCCGCCCAUACCCUGCUUAUCCACGGCCCCGUCGAGCUCAAGAGAGGCUGGAGGAGGCAGAAGCGGCACCUCUUCUUAUUCAGCGAUUUCUUGCUGGUGUCCGAUACCAAGUAUAAGAAAAAACUUAAGAUAAAAAAGAAAAUACCACUGAACACCAUGUGGACUGCCAACUGUAUGGACAGAGUGGAGGAUGCCAACAUCUGUGCUGGGAGGUCCUUUAUCCUGGGCUGGCCCACGGUGACCUUUGUGGCCACCUUCGGUUCUUCGGAACAAAAGGAAAAAUGGCAUUCUUUCCUUCAAAGGUACAUCAAUCUGGCCAAAGAGAAGGACCAGCCCAAAAGCAUUCCUCUCAGAAUCUUCACUGAGGACAUCAAGAACUGUGCCUGUUCUGUAACUGUAACAGUAACAAAUUCAGACACAGUGAAUGACAUUAUCAACAUGUCACUACCAAUGCUAGGAAUAACUGGCUCUGAGAAAGACUACCAGCUGUGGGUGAGUGCUGGCAAGGAAGCGUCCCCACACCCACUCACUGGACAUAAACAUCCCUAUGGAAUUAAAAUGAGCCAUCUUCCAUCUACCACACUGCUGCCGCAGACACCAGAGGACUCCAUCUCUCCUUCCACCCUCCAGGAGUCCCUCCUUCUGGAGCAGGGGUUCGCAGAGAUGCAAGGCCGGUUCAUCCUGAAGCCCAGGCACCCGGCGCAGAAUGAGCAAGGGAGAGAUUACAGGCAGAAGACAGUUAAAAGCGGUUUUUUCAGAGACUGGGCCUGUUGUCUGGGCUCCAGCACUAGCCAGGACAGCCAGUGCACAACCCCACCUUCUUCAAAGCCAGGACAGCUCUUUGGAGUUUCCCUAAUGGAUGUGUGUAAUAAAGACAACUUGCCCUUCCCAAUCCCGGUAGGUCAUCUCCUUUUGGUCUUCUAUAGCCCUUCUGAGGAGGGGACACUCUGAGAGGCCACGUGUCCU
Mirounga angustirostris (Northern elephant seal) is the source of this 1140-nucleotide messenger RNA. RefSeq names its product rho GTPase-activating protein 20-like. The record is from RefSeq and is a predicted model, not a curated record. Lineage: Eukaryota; Metazoa; Chordata; Mammalia; Carnivora; Phocidae. Gene Ontology annotation, molecular function: GTPase activator activity. Bases 1 to 1125 code for a protein of 374 amino acids. Gene Ontology annotation, biological process: signal transduction. The transcript is spliced from 10 exons.